This is a messenger RNA of Penicillium antarcticum, 1014 nucleotides long. RefSeq lists its product as uncharacterized. The record is from RefSeq and is a predicted model, not a curated record. Lineage: Eukaryota; Fungi; Ascomycota; Eurotiomycetes; Eurotiales; Aspergillaceae. The coding region runs from base 1 to 1014 and encodes 337 amino acids. The transcript has a single exon.
AUGCCUCGAGUCCGAUCACCAGGGGCUGGCUCUCAGCUCAUGGAUUCAUUCAUUGUCACACAUGGGCCUGGAAAUCCGAAUGGCAAUGUGACGCCAAUAGUCGCUGAAUUGGACGCGAUGAUGGCGUUCCAAUCUUCGGGUUUGCUCCACAAUCAACGCCACCAGGGACUUCCUGAGUUUCCACAUUCAUACGAAGUUCCACUGCCUGGAAAUACUGCUGAAGACGAGAAAGCGCGGAAACGCAUCUCGGAGGAUGACAGACCCAAGUAUCCGUUUGGGGAUAUUAAGAUCUACCAUGGGCGUAGCAUUCGAGAAUUUGAACACUGGAUCUUCAAUUUGACACGUUGUUUCGACGAAAAUAAAGUGUGGUUUGCGUACCCUCCACACAGAAUUAUCAUGGCAGCUACAUAUCUGUCCCGUGACCUGCUGUACGCAUGGUCUCUCCAUGAGAGCGCGUGCACGACAACCCCCACAUGGGCGGAAUUUGAAAAAUGGAGCCGAAGCCUUGUCGAUACUCGAUCUGAUACGAAACGAUCCUUUGAUGCUUCGAGAAUUUUUUAUACUAUAAGACAGCGACGUACCGAGACUGUUCGAGAAUUCAACGACCGGGCUAACGACCAUUGGCUUCGACUGGAGCAGCCCCCUAUGAAUGAAGAAUACAGAAAAGAGUUCUUGAAGAGUAAAGUCCUCCGGUCAAUUCGCGAGGAAGACGCCAGGUACUUCCCUCACGACUCCUUAAGCUACAUGGAUUAUAUGCAUCGCCUUCGCGAGAUCGAAGAUCGCCUACCGGAAAGACAAAAGGCAUUACGCAAACGGAAGAAAGUACUGCGCAAAAACGCGGAAAGAGAAACCCCUGGUGCAACCUGUGUGACGCCUAACCGAAGCCUUCUCUGGCGUACUUCACGUCCAGAAACUGGGUCGCAUGUUGCAAGUGCCGAGAAGAAGGCCAAGAAAGCCCGUGGACGCAGAAAAACACGGUAUAGCGAACCAUCUGGGGCAGAAAUUGUUUUGUAA